GAUGGACUUCAAGUAAAAGUAAACAAGCUUUCAUCUACAAAAACCCAACUUCCCUGUGACUACUAUUUUCUCAAAUACUGUAAUCCAUCAAAAAGUAUGAACAGUGCUGAGCAUUUGGGAGAAGUUCUUCGAGGUGAUCGGAUCGAGAACUCCAUUUACACAUUUAACAUGAGGGAAGAACUUACUUGCAAAGUUGCAUGCCGUACGAAGCUUGAUGCCGAAGCUGCAAAUAAUUUUAAAGAGAAAAUCGACUAUGAGUACUGAGAAACAUGAUUUUGGAUAACCUUCCAGUUGCAGUCCUUAGACAAAGGAGGGAUGGAACAGAGGCCACCAGUUAUGAACAUGGUUUCUGGGUUGGUUUUAAGGGAAACUACGCUGGGGUUGGUCUGUAAUGAUAUUAGGGGGCGCCAAGAGAACAUUCCAAUUGCAGCAACCAAUAUGGUCGAUGACCCACAUGUUGCUCCUACAGCUCACCAAUGCCCAAGCUUCUGCAAGCGUGAAAUUUCCCGCUCAGCCCUGCUUGGAUGCAACUGCAAAGGAGUUUGUAUCGAUUCAAGAAAAUUUGCCUGCGCAAAGCUUAAUGGUUCUGAAUUCCGAUAUGUAGCCAAAGAUGAUGGCAGGUACAAUGGAGUCAUUUGAGGCGAAAGAAGGAAAAAUUAGCUAUUUGGAGCGAAAAGGUCAAUUCACAGGCGAGUCAUACAUGGAGCAGACUAGGUUGCACAAGGAGGAGGUGAAGAAUGAACUGUCAGUUCCCCUCAACUGACAGUUGAGCAAAGAAGCGAAUAGGCAGUCGGUUCCCUGAAACCGACAAGCCAUUUCUGAAUAGGUGGCCCUUAUCCUAUCAACUGGGGUGUGUAAAUCCAAUUUCUUACACAAAACCUAAAUUUCAGUGAAGAAAUCAUUCUUCUCUGCCUGUACAUGAGUGAUGGCGGCACCAGAACUGGAGAGAAAGAGAUUUCGAGACUUCAUGAGAGAAUCGAGUUCCGAUGAUGUUUGAGUGAUUAGAUAAGGUGGUGCAGACUGAUUGAGUUGCUGUGAAGGGUAAUUAGGGCUUGAAGAAUUGAUGUGAUUUCAGUACAGAGAGAUCAAGAAAUUGGAGAAGAAAUUCAUGGGUACUGUUGAUUUUGAAGAUGUGUUUGCUUGAAUUUGAUCUGUUGCUGAGGUGAAGAAAUAAGGUUUGAUUGCAGUUGUAAAUGUUGGUUUGAAUUAGGGUUUUGUUGAGAGGCUAAUGAGGAAUCGGGGGUUUACUGUUGAAAUGAAGAGAUGGGUGUUUCUGCUGGCGAUUUAGGUGUCAAGAAAUGGUUUGCUGGUGUUGUUGCUGGUGACGAGAUGAAGAAGAGUAUGAAGUUGGCUGCUGAUGGAUGAAUUUGAUAUCAAUUGAAGCUGUGAACAGAUGAGUUGAUUUACAGGGGCUAGGAAGAAUGGAUGGAUGAUGUAUGAAAGAAGAGAUGUUGAUGCUAUUGAAGUAUUGACUGUUGGUUUGCAGUUGAGAUGGAGGUUGCACGGUUGUAACUGAAGUUGAAGUUGCAGGUGGUAAUGGCUCUGGAGAUUGUUACAAGGGUGCCCAGUUAGGACUUGCUGGUGACUAUUUGCACUGAAGACAGGGAAUGAGUUGAACUAACAAAGGUUUCUGCUGCUAGAAUGGGAGAAUGGAGAAGCUACAACACUGGAGAUACAGGGAAGCUAAGAAGCCUGGAGUCUGAGCAGCUGCAGUCUGGAGAAUGGAGCAGUUUCUGGUAGUUGUGGAACUGAAGCUCAAAUGGUGCAGAUGGUGUUGUUCUGGUAGAUUUGAAGAUUGGCUUUGAGCUUGAUUCAAGUUAUGCUCCUGAUAUUGUGCUGCUAACCAGGGUCUUUGGAUUGUUUAGAUGGAAGUUGCGGCAAGAUGGUGGUACCAGACUUGGUGUUGAAAUGAAGCUGAUGCUUAUAGAUGAAUGACAGGUGCAGCUGAUUGAAAUGGGACUUGAGUGUGUUAGAUGAAUGCUAGGAGAACAUUGAAGGUUGAUUGAGAUGCAGAUGGCUCAAGAGAAUGGAUGUGAAACUGAUGCAAAGAUGGGUUUGUGCCAGAAAUUACAGGACUGAAAUGAUAUUGCAGUUGGCGGUUUUGGAUGGAGCAGAAAGGAGUUGUUGCUGGUAGACGGUUGCAGUGGAAGAAAUGGCCCUGGUGGUGAUGUUAAAUCCGAGACAUGUGUGGCUGUGGUGCAGUGCAAAGUGUUGUUGCAGCAAUGGCUAGGCAGUUUCUGGUUGGCUAUAGGAGUUGAACUGUGGUGAUCUCAGAAGGUUCAAGAAGGCUACAGGUUGAUGUGCUGAAUUGGUGGCAUACUGAUGUGGAUUGAUUCAGGAAGGAGAAUUUAUAUUGGUGGAGCUGCAAUGUGCUGGAGGGACAGAAUUGCAAAGAGAACUGCAGGUGGAAGAAUUGAUGAUGUUGCAGUUACUGAAGCUACAGGUAGCAUGAGGUUUGCAGCUGGUACUAGGAGUUGGUUGUGACUCUCAGCUGGAAUGUUAGGAGCUGAAAUUGCAGUAGCUGCAGUGGUUGUGGUUGCAAGGAAGGAGAACUGGUGCAACUACAGAUGCAGGACAAAGAAGAUACAGGAAAUUACAGGUGGUGCUGCAGGAAUCAAUUUAGAGUUUGGAGAAGAAGUUGUUAUUGCCAAGAGAACAAGGAGGGUAUGUUCAAGAAAUUGGAUAUGAAUAGAAUUAGUUGCUGCUAUGUUAUGCCAUUGUAAGUUGCAGGUGAAGUUAGUGUUUGUUGCAACUGGUGCAAGUGGUAUUGAGAAAUGAAAAUGGAAAUAUGGAAAUGUGGAUGAGAGUAUUGCAGGUUGAAUCUGUAACGGAGAAUGGUCUGUAUGUGGAUUGCAGGGGGUUUGGUGGGAAUGAAAUGUAUGAGUUGCAUGUUGGUGGUGGCUGUGAAGCGCAAUUGUGCAUCACAAAGGUUUGGCCUGUGCAAGAUGGCUCAGGCUGUGCAACAGCUCUGGCCUAGAGAGUAGAGACCAAUCAGCCGAGUUAGACAGUUGACUCGGUGCGACUCGGUGCUUGACCGAGUCGAAUCAUUUGACCCGACUGAGUUGGAUCGUUUGACCGGUGACCGGGCAGACUUUGCCGGUCACAUGAGCUCUUUGACGGCAACUUACCGGCUAACUUCCGGCCGUUUUGUGGGACCUCCGGCGACAGUUUCUGGCCAUAUAUUCUACGUGGGUUUUUCUCACACGGGCUUGGUGGACUUCUAUCUAAUGGACUUGAAGACUAGACCUAAUUUUGAGAAGCAAAGGAUUAUAAAAGAGAAGACUUUUCUCUAAUCGAGUAUCGGAUUAUCUUUAUCACUUCUUCUACUUUUGUUCUAGGGUUUAGAAAGAUGGAAACUUUUAUUUUUCUUCCUGUGAUGAACUCCAUUAACAUGAGUAGUUAAUCUUAUUAUUGGUUAUGGAAUAGUUGGAUUUCAGAUCACA
This is a messenger RNA of Papaver somniferum (opium poppy), 3443 nucleotides long. Its product is annotated as histone-lysine N-methyltransferase, H3 lysine-9 specific SUVH4-like. The transcript has 6 exons. The coding region runs from base 316 to 639 and encodes 107 amino acids. The record is from RefSeq and is a predicted model, not a curated record. NCBI's taxonomy places the organism in Eukaryota, Viridiplantae, Streptophyta, Magnoliopsida, Ranunculales, Papaveraceae.